UGAUAUCCCAUUUCUGCAAACACUUGAUUCAAAGUAUUUGAUUACGAGAAUGUUUUUUGGAGUUUUCCGCUUCACUCCACUUUGACGGCCGCAAAUUUUGGAAUUAGGUUAGAGGGGGAGCGCAUACUCAGAAGAUUGUGUUCUUAUCUACUGUAAUUGGAUUCGCUAUCACUAAAAUUCAACUCGUUGCCGUCCGAUUUUUUCUCACAGAGCCUCAAGAAUUCGCGAUUAGUUUCAAGAAUGGCUGGAGUUCCAAGAUUAGUUGAUUUAUGCAUGGCCGCCAUUGCGGAUGAACUUCUUGAAGGGGAUGAUAUUAGUGAUAUGCUUUCGCUUAUCUAUGAACUUCCAUCAGAAUUGUUCGAUAGUUUGUUGCCGCACUUGCCUCCAUUGGCACUGGAGAAGUUGCACGAAAACUUGCCAUUUAACUUCAGAGAUAACUUUGAACAUGCUUAUUAUCACCACGGAGAUUGUCGAAAACGAAGAAGGUUGGGAAGAAAGAUAUGGGAUUUUAGAUUCAGCAUGGGAGGCACUGUACAAAGUCCGAUGGCCUUGUUUUAGUGAGGCAAAGCAGUGUGUGGGUUGGUUGGAUAAAUAUGACGAAGCAAAGUAUCAAUCAGUUGAUGAUUGGCAACAGAUGUACUGGGAGGCACAUUUGCAAGAUUGUGUGGAUGCUGUAGCAGAAACAGCGUUGCUCCCAUCUUAUGAUGGUUCUAUUGGGGAAAUACAAAUUCCGGAUGCUAUACUGGAACAUAUUGGUUGCAAGGGUCACCUGAUUAAGUUGACUCCUGACUAUCUGAAAUUCUCUAACCACUGCCAGCAAUUUGGAGUUUAUGCCAGACAGCUAAGACUUCCAAAUGCACUCUGUGUUGCAGAAACUUGUGACUUGCUAGAAAACAGUAAGCUGGGAAGCCUGGAACUUCAGUGGAUAAAAUCCAAUGACCAUGUUGAGGGACUAUGUAAGCUUCUGAACCAGAAUAGUGAGACUCUUAAAUCAGUUGACUUUAUCCAUUGCAAGCUUUCUCCAACUUUCAUCAGUGCAAUUUGUGAUUCACUGCAUGUUAAGGGUCUUCGAGCACAUGGAGUUCAACAUUUCUCAAUCAAGAGAUCAAGCUUCCUCCAAACUGAUUCAUCUCCUGUUCCUGUUGGAUUGACUUCUUUCUUAACCUCGGGGAGUUCCUUGCAUUCGGUGACGUUAUGUGAUGACCAACUAGGAAGAAAUUUUGCAAGGGUGAUCAUCAAUUCCCUCCUUGAUUCUGCGGCUAGUAUAUCCACGCUAGACCUCUCGGAGAAUAAUAUUACAGGUUUCCUUUCUCACUUCCGCUGGAGAUCAUCAAGUUGCUCACUUGGAAUCGGCAAGUCGUUGAAAUCAUUACAAGUGCUCAAUUUAAGGUCUUGCAACUUAGUAAGAGAAGAUGCAGACUGUCUCAAGCAGGCUCUGGUUCACAUGCCUAAUUUGCAGAAUCUUGAUUUAAGUGACAAUUCAAUUGAGGAUGGGGUCAGGAGUCUGAUAUCCUAUUUCCGUGAGAUCUCUAGCAGAGACUUACCAUUUUCUGAUUUAAUGCUUGAGAAUUGUGAGCUUACUUGCAACCAAGUCAUUGAACUUCUAGGAGUUCUUUCAACAAUGAAGAAACCAGUGAAUCUGCUUUCAAUUAAAGGCAAUAGGCUGGGCAGUGAAAUCGGAGCACCAUUUGGGAAAUUUUUGUGCACUGGUGUUCGUGCUGUUGAUGUUGAAGAUAUUGGACUUGGUUCUUCUGGUUUUCUGGAGGCACUAAGGGAAAUAUCAACGGAAUUGAAGAUUGCUUAUAUAAAUAUAAGCAAUAACCAAGGUGGGAUUGAAGCUGCAAAAUUUAUGUCGAGCAUUAUUUCACACUCGCAGAAGAUUGUUGCAAUUGAUGCAAGAUAUAACUUGAUGCCUAUGGAAUCUUUGUCAGUAAUAUCCUCUGGCAUGAAAGCAUCAAAAGGAAAACUGGAGCAUCUGGACUUGGCUGGAAACAGUUUCUGUGAUCACCUUGCUGAUGCAGCAUCCGUUUUGGCUGAGCUUCAAAUCCACGGGCAAUCUGCCCUCAGUCUUUCAUUAUGGGCUGCUCCAAGUGCACCGUAUGACGAUGAUCCUUAGCUUCUUCGUGGUACCUUUCUCAACUGAACUAAGGUUGAUGCCCAUAUUUUAUAUCCAUGAAAGUUGCUUGAGUAAAGCAGAUUAGAAGAAACUGCCACCCUAGUGACCGAACAAAACUUACAUAUGAAAUGGUUGAUGAUUACAUUUGUAUGAUUUUAUUAUGUGUAUUUAUUUCUGAAUGUAGACCUAUUCAUCCGUCUAAAUGGUGGCCGAGUUCACAGCCUAUAAGAUUCUUGACCGUGCGAGAAUGUUAACAGAAUUCUCUUUCUACAACAAAGGAUUUCUUAUUUAUAAUUUGCAAACUGUUCA
Sesamum indicum (sesame) is the source of this 2425-nucleotide messenger RNA. RefSeq names its product RNI-like superfamily protein. NCBI's taxonomy places the organism in Eukaryota, Viridiplantae, Streptophyta, Magnoliopsida, Lamiales, Pedaliaceae. Gene Ontology annotation, molecular function: protein binding. The record is from RefSeq and is a predicted model, not a curated record.